Molecule: messenger RNA, 1107 nt
Organism: Acanthoscelides obtectus
Lineage: Eukaryota; Metazoa; Arthropoda; Insecta; Coleoptera; Chrysomelidae
Source: the annotation of a GenBank genome assembly
UGACAAGUGUAUGUCCAGUUAACACGUCCGAAUGUGGAAUGUAAGAGUUAGGUAGUGGUAGGAAGGAAGUCCAGGUUGAAGAACGGAAUGAAGGACCAUCCGUUUUGGAGGUGAUUGUCGAGAUGGUCCAACACGAAGUGCUGCAAAACCGCAGGAUUAACGUCCUUGAGCUUGUUGAUCAGAUUCCUGGAAGUUCACGACCGUGAUCCUAUUGUUCUGAAGAACUAUGGACUUCUAGUUGAUCGACCAAGAAAUUGGCGGUCUUCCAGUCCGUUAUUCAUCGAGGACUUUAAACUCCAACAUUCCACAUUUGGGCGUGUGAAUGAAAGUGAAUUACGGAGUAAAUUAAAAAAAAGGCGGACAAGCAGAUUUCCUACGCCUUCGUUGGAGGUUUCAAUGGAAAGUGAUAAGUCAAAAGGCGAAUUCAAAUCGUAGUUAGAAUGAAUGGACAAGAUUUGGAAGAAAGCUUUGACAUCUAUAGAUCGUUUGGCUUUUUUCGGUGGCUACAGACAUGCACCCUUCACAAAGGAACACAGCUCUAUAAAUUGAAGACAUCAUCAGUCAAGUUUCGCCAAUAUAAAUAUCUACCGCAAGCGAAUGAUUGGUUUCCUCAAGACCUGCGUUUUGAAUAUUACAUCACAGAGAUGUAUGCAAAGAGCUGCAAUCGACUUCAACUGCCAGAAAGUUAUAUGGAAUAGAUCAUUGCCACUCUAGGAGUAAUACUAGAGUAGAGCUAAAGUAUGGUACCUCAAUAACAACCGAAUCAUCAUCAUCUCUUGGCACCAUUCGUCAAAUGAACAUCCAUGGGGUAUGAUGGGAAGAAGAGAGACCUCUUUACCUUAUCCUCUACCAACAUUAGCAACACUUCGCAUUGAGUUUGGUAUGAGGUACCUCAUCAGAAGCACGCUACGAUAACUGUACGACAAUGUACAAAGUCGGUUCAAGACAAUAUUAGCGGAUUCUAGCGAUACAGUUAAUUUUUUUACCUAAAAAAUUUUCACGUUUUCUUCUUUCUUACUUCUAACUAUAUACAAAAUUCAUUCACAUAGGACCAUUUCCAAUGGGCGCCCUUUUUUGUCAGAAAGAAUGCUCAAAAACCAUGUCUAC